Pimephales promelas (fathead minnow) is the source of this 3004-nucleotide messenger RNA. It is a transcript of the gene rubcn, whose product is annotated as rubicon autophagy regulator. Gene Ontology annotation, molecular function: phosphatidylinositol phosphate binding. The record is from RefSeq and is a predicted model, not a curated record. NCBI's taxonomy places the organism in Eukaryota, Metazoa, Chordata, Actinopteri, Cypriniformes, Leuciscidae. Gene Ontology annotation, biological process: negative regulation of endocytosis; negative regulation of autophagosome maturation. Gene Ontology annotation, cellular component: early endosome; late endosome.
UCUGACGUCACAUCCGCCUAUCUUGUUAUGGUGCGGGACGCCCAGUGGAAACACCUACUACCUGUCCGGAUACUUUCUGUGUUUAAAUCGGACCUAAAGUCCAAAUCAAGCCGUUUCCUGGGGUGGAGAUGGAAAUAUCCGUGGAGGCGGAAGAUGGAGAGCGCAGAUGGGAACUCUGGAAACUUCUGUCGAAUCUGAAGACGACUGUUGAAGGGCUGCUGUCAACCAACAACCCUAACGUGUGGUCCCGCUACGGGGGUCUUCAGCGCCUGCACAAGGACAUGAACAACAUCCUGGGCCAUGGCCUCAAACAAGAACAGCUUUACUAUAAACAGAAAGACUACUGGCGUUUCGUGUGGUGUGUGCGGUAUCUCUGCCCUCAUCUCGCCCGUCACGUAGAACAGUUCAGUCAGUUGGAGCCGGUGCUGAGCAGUGGCGUUCAGAGCGUCGGCGAGGGUCAUAAAGCUGAGCGCUGGCUUUUACACAGUCUUCAGGGUCACAUCUUAUCCGCCCAGCUCAAACCACUGCUGCAACACAAGGCAAACACUCAGAAAUACUACAAUGAUGUGGCCUUCCUGCUGAGUGAACCGCACGUGUCCGCCAUGUUCCAGUGCCUGGAGGCGGUGGAGCAGAAUAACCCUCGGCUGCUGGCUCUCAUAGACACCGUCAGGCUUUCACAUUUGAAAGAGUCUCCUCCGCUGUGUUUGCUGAAGAGCCAGAGUCUGUGUCUGCUGCCCGGGGCCGUAGGAUGCUGGAGGUCUGCGGACGUCUCUCAACCCCGAAGACUCGUCUCGUCCCAGAGCUGCCUCGCAGAGAUUCCCAGCACCCCCCUCUCCCAGUCCAGCUCAGAUGUUGCCCCGUCCGGCAGUGCUCCGGGUGCCCCAUGGGUGUGCGGGACUGGACAUCCAGACGCAGGAAUCCCGCAGAUCUCCUUCACCGAACCGGCUCCGCCCGAGAUCCUCCGGGAUUGUGUGGAAGCGGAUCUGGACGACGGGCCUGAAUAUCUGGCGAUUGGUAAUCUGGGGAAGCACAAGCGCCGCGACUCGUCGAGCUCCACACAGAGCAGCGAACACAUGGGCACUCAGGCCGACGCCCACACCCCUGUGGCUCCGCCCCCUCCACGCCGCAGCUCUUUCUCAGAGGCUCCGCGAUCCACGCUGCGCCGCUCGAAGGGACACAUUCGGUCGGUGUCCGACACCGGUCUCAACCAGAAACUGAAAGCUGGAGGUGGUCACAGGAAAAUCACCAUUAUUAUCGAGGACCCUGCCGCAGAAUCUGUUGCGGCUACACCAUGUUUGAAGAGCGACGGCCCUUUCUCGCCCCAGAACAGCGACAGCGGCUCCCACAGUUCACUUUAUAUGGAGUCCAACGGCAGCCAGUACAGCGCCCCGGACGGGUUGUUCCGCAGGCCGUCCGAGGGUCAGAGUCUGAUCAGCUACCUCUCCGAGCAGGACUUCGGCAGCUGUGCUGACCUGGAGAAGGAAAACGCCCACUUCAGCAUCUCGGAGUCCCUGAUCGCGGCCAUCGAGCUGAUGAAGUGUAACAUGCGCAGGCGGGCCGAGGAGGCCGAGGAAGAGGGCGACAGCGACUCGGAGAUCCAGCAGCUCAAGCAGAAAAUACGCCUGCGCAGAAUGCAGAUACGGCGAACGCGGCUGAAGCCAACGCUUUCCUCUAAUAAUCAGGUCCCAUCGGUGGACAGUGGCGGCUCGCAGAUGAGCUCCCAGGACUCCUUUCACCCAUCUGACUCCGGCUCGGAUAGAGAAGUGGAGGACAUCGAGCUCAGAGAUGGCAGUGAUGGUCAGUCCCUGCUGGCGGUGUCUCAGAGCGGCCUGUCCCUGUCGCUCGCGUCCCUCUUCUCAGACGCAGACAUCAAGCGCUGUGUGUCCGGCAGCAGAUCCUUCCUCGGCUCCGACUCCAUCUCUCCGUCCAUGCUGCAGUCGAACUCGGCCGAGUCCGUGGCCAUGGGUCUCCUCAGGCAGUUCGAGGGCAUGCAGCUUCCCGCCGCCUCCGAGCUCGACUGGCUGGUUCCUGAGCACGACGCCCCUCAAAAACUUCUUCCAAUGCCAGAUUCUCUUCCCAUCUCACCGGAUGAUGGCGAACACGCAGACGUUUACAAGCUACGCAUCCGAGUCCGAGGAAACCUGGAGUGGGCUCCUCCCAGACCACAGAUCAUCUUCAACAUUCACCCUCCUCCAAAGAGGAAAGUGGUGGUGGCGAAGCAGAACUACCGCUGCGCUGGCUGUGGCAUUCGCAUCGACCCAGACUAUAUAAAGAGGCUGAGGUACUGUGAGUACCUGGGCCGGUACUUUUGCCAGUGCUGUCACGAGAACGCACAGGCUGUGGUGCCAGGAAAGGUCCUCAGGAAGUGGGACUUCAGUAAAAGCUACGUCAGCAACUUUUCCCGAGACUUGCUGGCCAAGAUCUCAGGAGACCCGCUCUUCAACCCGAACGACAUCAACAGCGGCCUUUACAAGAAGGUCAAAGCCCUCGAGACAGUGCGCGCGUUGAGGGAACAGUUAAACCACAUGAAGAAUCUCUUAAAAACGUGCCGUUUGGCUAAAGAUGUGCUGGAGCAGUUCGACACGUUUCCUGGACAUCUGACCGAAGACUUCCACCUGUUUUCCCUCAACGACCUCAGCGCUGUCCGUAGCGGCUGUCUGGCCCCAAAGCUGCGGGAUCUGCUCCGCCUCGGCUCCUGCCAUGUCACUGACUGCGUGCUCUGCCAGGCCAAGGGCUUCAUCUGCGAGUUCUGUGGAAAUGACAAAGACAUUAUCUUCCCCUACGAGCUCAACAAGUGCCUGCGUUGUGAUGAUUGUCGUGCGUGCUAUCACAAGACCUGCUUUAAGGCUGGGAAGGAGUGUCCUCGCUGCCUGAGACUUGCCGAGAGGAGAGAGCGGAUGGCCCGCAAGAACAUGGAGGAGCAGGAGGACGGAGACGAGGGUGAGGCGAGUGGGACCUAGCACAUGACAACACCAGUGAAUGUAGAGACUGAUAUUCAGAGACA